Aptenodytes forsteri (emperor penguin) is the source of this 1610-nucleotide messenger RNA. Its product is annotated as cullin-9. The transcript has 4 exons. Lineage: Eukaryota; Metazoa; Chordata; Aves; Sphenisciformes; Spheniscidae. The record is from RefSeq and is a predicted model, not a curated record. Bases 71 to 1366 code for a protein of 431 amino acids.
CUGCAAGAAGAUUCCCAGCUGGCUUGCUGCAAACUCCAAGGAAGGCACAACUGAAGGCACAUUUCCUGUCAUGGUGAACGAGAGGCAUAAUGGCAACCUGCUUGUGCACCUGGGACCCAAACUGCAGGCCUACCCAGAGGAGCUGCUCCGGCAGCGGCGAGGCCACGAUGGCCAGCCUGAGUACCUGAUCCAGUGGAGUAUCAUCAGCUUGGAAGAGAGAGCAGUGGGAGGCAGCAGUGCCUCCUCUGCAGAGACCAAGCCGGAGAACAUCUCGAUGUGGAUGUCUGCAGAAGAGGUCUGUGCCAGCUGCCCGGCGCUGCUGGGCAAGAGGAAGCUGGAAGGGCAGUGGGUGAAAGAGGAGAAGGCAGCCAGCCCGUUCGCUGCAGCUGUCCCGCUGGAUGAAGCCUCGCUGCUGGAGAUGAAGGCUGAUGUCAGGAGCCUGGUGCAGCGAGCUGGCCGGCAGAUGGCUGAACCCGGGGCCCCCGAGUCCUCCAUUCUCAACACCAUCCAUGUGCUGAGCGCGUACGCCAGCAUUGGCUCGCUGGCGGGUGCCUUCAAGGAGACGGGAGCCCUUGACUUGCUGAUGAAGAUGCUGUGCCACAAGGAGAAGCAAAUCCGCCGCAGUGCUGGCAAGAUGCUGAGGGCCCUGGCUUCACAUGAUGCAGGGAGUCGGGCCUAUGUCCUGCUGUCCCUGAGCCAGCAGGAUGGCAUUGAGCAGCAUGUAGACUUUGACGGUCGCUACACCUUGCUGGAGCUGUUUGCCGAGAUGAUGUCUUCUGAAGAGCACUGCAUGUCCUUUGAGGGGAUUCACCUUCCCCAGAUCCCUGGGAAGCUGCUGUUCGUCCUGGUGAAGCGCUACCUGUGUGUCACUUCUCUCAUGGACAAGCUCAGCAGUGGUGCGGAGCAGGGAGGGGAGCAGCAAGAGUGCGCUGUGCCCAGCCUGCUCGCUGAGGAGAGGAGCCGCAUGAAGCAGGAGUUUGAGUUCAGCAUGGCUAUGGCAAACCUCAUCUUGGAGCUGGUGCACGUGAUGGGCUGGGACCACAGCCACAAGCCAGAGCUGCUGCCCCAACAGGAACUGCAGCCUCGCACCACCCACUCCAUCUUCCAGCCCAAGACCCCAGCCUGCACUGCUGCCCAAAUGCCUGUGCUUACUUCAAAUCAUGGUCCCCACAAAAAGCAAGGUCGUGCCUUCCUGACCCCAUCAGACUUUGCAGACCGCAGUGGCUAUGUGGAGUACUUACAGGCAAACCUGGUGCGCGGCAUGAGGGUGCGCUUGCUGGAGGACUGUGGUGAUGUUAGAGCUGGGGAGGAAGGCGAGUUUCUUCAGAGCACUAAUAGCACGCACACAGUGCAGGUAGGUUACUAGUGGAAGUAGUCUGGCUGGGAUGGCAGAGGGGAGUGACAGGGGUGACUGAUGAUUUCCUGAUGGUGUCUUCAUGUGCAGGAAGUUGGACAAUAGGCGUUAUCAUAAUUAGGACACUGUCUACAUCUGUCCUAGCAAAGAAGUCACCUUUCAGAGCUGGAAGUGCAGGUCCUGAGGAAAGCUUCAACUUUCAUCAACAUCUUCAACUAGAUCAGGUCGCUCAGGGCCCCGUCCAACCUGACCUUGA